CCAUUGUACUGGGAACUCGGAAAAAACCGACCUUCGAUACGGAAAAGUGGACUGGAACGGUCAUUCAACUCGGAUUUCCAAGUCGGGAACUCAGGAUCCAUCCACCUUACCCGAAUUCUCUGAUAUAAACAAACCUGACGUCACAACAAUAUGGCGGCGCACGGUCAACGUGUUGGCAGACAGUGGAAUGAGUCUGUUCGCGGACACACAGAGGAGCAUACCUCUCACUGAGCAGCUGUACCAGGCAGCGCGCGAAGCCACCGCGUGCUACAUUGACGACAACAUGACCGAGAGAGUGACUGUGUAUGUUACUGAAAAUAAUCUGGAGGCAGAAACGUCUCCUUCAAUCGAACCCUUGCCACCAAAUGAGUCUUUUAAUAAAGAACAAACACGCUUUCUGAUUGAUUUGAUCCGCAACCAGUUGGAAGCAGAUGGCAGAGGUCUCCCGAGAACUUUUAAGGAGUUGAAUUACCGACUGAAGUCUGCCAAAGGCCAAAAGAAAAACUUGUGGAUGGAUAUGGCUAAUAAACUCUCCAAACACUUUAUGGAGACCUUUGACCCAAGCAAGGUGGCUAGAAAAUGGUACACCCUUGAGGAUGGUUACAAGAAAGUCCUAGAACAUAAUAGUACAAGUAGUCAAACAAAAACACGGUUCCAGUUUUUCACUGAGAUGGAAGAGCUGUUGGAUGGCCAUCAGGACAUUGACUUCCCUGCUGUUGGUACCGUGCAAGGUGUAGUGGGGCGCAGACGAAAGCCACUGAGUAUUGACUGUCAGAGAGACUCGUCUGCAGCAAGGCAAACAUCUACAAGGCCAGCUUCACCAACACAACCUCUCCGCAAGCGGAGAAGGACAGAAGAGGACUACUCCACUCUUCUGGACUUUUUAAGGGAAUCUGAGGCAGCUAGUCAGCGGCGCCAUGAGGAAAUUCUGGCCCAGAUGAAAUCUGCCCAAAAGGGGUUUGAGGAGCUAAUGCGCAAAUUCUUGGAGAAAAUGUGACCACCUGUGUCUGCACACAUGAUAUAUGCUCUGAGGUUUUGGUCAUACUUUAUUCCAUGUGUACUACUUAUUGUUUUCUUGUUCUUAUUUUUUUAGGUCCUAGCAUAGCCUUAAACAAUGUAAUGUAUGACUAAUUUCGUUGUGUGCACAUCAAUAGAUUUACAUUAUGUUCAUUGUUUUAUGCGCAUUUCAUGUUUAAAAAAAAAAAAAAAUCACCAAAUAUUACCAAAAAGGCUGUAGGAGUCAAGUUUGUAUUUAUAACUGUAACCUAUUCUAUGGUCAGGUUAAAUUCCUGAUCCCAUUCUGAAAACAAGAAGUAAAUGUGUUACGUUUACAAAAUUUUGGGUGCAUUGUGUUCGCUUUGAGGAUGAUUCCUCGGUAGAGUGCAGCAAAACAUGUAUUUUUGUAGGACAACCCAGAAGUUAGCAUCACCCUGGUUCCCUUGACAAAAAGCCAUUAGGAUUUUUCCAUUGGCUUUUGGAUUACUGCAGAAAAUAAGCUCUGUGACCAACAAAAGUUUCGAUUCUUAUACAUUUUGUUCAAGAUAAUCUUCACAAACGAACACAGCUUUCAUGAAUUGACGUCUAAAUACAAUCGCCAGAAAUCAUUUUAAAAAAACUGUCAUGACCACGAAGCUUUAUAGCACUACAAAUUGAUAAAUCUACAAAGUUGCAACGUUUGAGUUGGAAUAGUUUGCAUGAGCAUGAGUAUAAACACAACAAGGCUGUAGUAGAAGAGUUUUCUGGUUUGGCGUGAUGACAUUUAAUGACCCUGACAACCUCUACAGUGCCAUUUAACCACUUGUUAGCAAUCUCCUUUUUCAAGACACAUAAAAGCAUAACAACUUUUGUUAACAACAUAACAAAAUCACCAGUGGGGUAUUACCGAUGCGUGUUAUGUUGUAAAAUACAACAUGCAAAUAUCUUGAACUUGUGUUAACCACAGACCUUAUUUCGGUCAUUUAACCAAAAUCCCCUUAAAAAUACCACUAACUUCACAGCGAUGAAACAGUAAGUGCUAAAACCUCCUCUCCAGGCGUUAGGACUCUUAUAGCACUCUAUUUGAAAUGAUGUUUUGUGAGCUCUAGCCAGUAUGCAGUGAGCCCAUGUUAACGUUAAAUAAUUAUCCUCUCUGCAGCUAAUUAAUGCUUAAGAACAUAUAAUGAACAACAAAUGAAUAAUGCAAAAGAGUUUAAAUUACUUCUGUAGUAAAAAUGAACAUGCUCAAUACAAAUCUCAUGUUAAAAAAAAAAAAAAAAAAGUACAAA
Ictalurus furcatus (blue catfish) is the source of this 2264-nucleotide messenger RNA. RefSeq lists its product as uncharacterized. The record is from RefSeq and is a predicted model, not a curated record. NCBI's taxonomy places the organism in Eukaryota, Metazoa, Chordata, Actinopteri, Siluriformes, Ictaluridae. The transcript is spliced from 3 exons. The coding region runs from base 188 to 997 and encodes 269 amino acids.